CUAUGCGGAACUACUUUCUGUCACCAUUGUUUCUUCCGUUGCUGUUUUCCUGGUACAGAAACGUGUUUCGUUAGCACGCAGGAGGAACGUUUCUGAUCUCACUGGUGUUGGAGAGGAGCGCUUGAGGAUGAUCAUCCCGGUCCGCUGUUUUACCUGUGGGAAGAUUGUAGGGAAUAAAUGGGAAGCUUAUCUCGGACUCCUGCAGGCGGAGUACACAGAGGGCGACGCUCUGGACGCUCUGGGGUUGAAGCGCUACUGCUGCCGCAGGAUGCUGCUCUCUCACGUGGACCUGAUCGAGAAGCUGCUGAACUACGCUCCGCUGGAGAAAUGACGCUGCUCGUCUUUCGCUUCAGUCGUGUAUAGAUACGUUCCUCUGAUGUGUUGAUCGGACCCCCGAGCUUUGUGUUUAUUGGACUCAUUGCAGAACUUGUGUUUUUCUUUCUUAUGAUGUUUGAUUAAAAUAAAGUAGUAAAACAUC
This is a messenger RNA of Trichomycterus rosablanca, 478 nucleotides long. It is a transcript of the gene polr2l, whose product is annotated as RNA polymerase II, I and III subunit L. The coding region runs from base 128 to 331 and encodes 67 amino acids. Gene Ontology annotation, molecular function: DNA binding; zinc ion binding. Lineage: Eukaryota; Metazoa; Chordata; Actinopteri; Siluriformes; Trichomycteridae. Gene Ontology annotation, cellular component: RNA polymerase III complex; RNA polymerase II, core complex; RNA polymerase I complex. The record is from RefSeq and is a predicted model, not a curated record. Gene Ontology annotation, biological process: transcription by RNA polymerase II; tRNA transcription by RNA polymerase III; transcription by RNA polymerase I. The transcript has 3 exons.